This is a messenger RNA of Anisakis simplex (herring worm), 2076 nucleotides long. The record is from the annotation of a GenBank genome assembly. NCBI's taxonomy places the organism in Eukaryota, Metazoa, Nematoda, Chromadorea, Rhabditida, Anisakidae.
AUGUCACCAUUCAUUACGCAGGCUUCCAAUCCACUGCUCCCCCAAAUCUCCCAACGACCACGACCGAUUCCUCCGCAACCAAUUCCAGUACCACCUGGUGUUUCCUCAGUCCCCGUACCAAAUCAAGGCUUCGUACCAAUCGCACAGCAACUUUCACCAUUUUAUGCAGGUGAUAUCAUGUUUCAUGCGUUCAUUUCUGUGAACGGAUAUAUCGGAUUUGCACACAUACUCAAUCAAGGUCCAGUACUGAACGUUGGUGUUGAGAACACAGAUUGGCCAAGACAACCAGAUCCAGCGAUGAUCGCACCUUGGCUUUGUAAACAACAAAUUACCCAAGAUCCGCAGCCUGGCCUACGAACUGGUGUGUUCUUCAGGCUGGUCUUAAGGCAGUCACUUUUUGGUAGACGUCGAAAUGAGUUCUUCAAUGUUGCCAGCUCACCAACAUCUUCAUUUUUCAAUCAGCCUGCGAAUUUGGCCUGUCCAGGAACGCCGGAUUCGUAUAUUCAGUGUAAUCCACAAAGUGAUAUGUUUCUGGAACAGAUGAUGCAGUGGCUUCAAGAAGGGGUUGCUGGGGCAGUUGCAUUCAGAGCGGAUGCAGCGUUGGUGGUAACAUGGUUGAAUACCGCAUCUGGGGUAUCGGGUCGUUCGGAUGUCGGAAGGGGACAGUUGGCAACUUAUCAGGCGAUUUGGUUGACUGAUCAGGCAGCGAAACUGAGUUACGUGAUUCUGAAUUAUGACAAACUCGGAUUUGAUGCUGAUGAUUUUCGAUUCAAUUCACGAAAUGGUCGUUGCCAGGCACUUUUCAAUGGUGGCAAUCACACAGGAACAGUACCAGUCGAUCCAACAAUUCCAUAUAAACAUUCACCAAAGAUAUUAGCACAACGAUCCGGUGUACCGCAUAUGGGUCGUGGUCGCUAUAUGUUUCGCGUCGAUGACGUUGUGAGACCGGGAGGUUGCUCGAACAAAACGUCUGGAACGUAUCCGAUGCUGAUCUAUCCAAAUAUCGUGAACAUGCUUGGAGAAACGACAGUGGACAUCAACGCGCUUUGCUUGGAUCGUUCACAAACGUAUAUUCUCAUGAUUGAGCAACGUGAGACCGCAACGUGCACAGUAUUGAAUUCAGCGAUUGCUCGAUGCUUUUUGCCGAGAGUGUUCGAUUGGGGCACAAAGACGGUCUAUUUUCAGACGCAACAAGGCAAUUUAAACGCACAAGAACAGAAGGCCUUUGUGGGCUAUAUUUACUUUGUGCCUCCUACGAUUGAUCCCAUGCGGCUUGAUAUCGGUAAUGUAUAUGACUGGUUCAAAAAUCCGGUUCCUUUUCAGAUCAUGUCGAUAUCAUGGUAUCCUCGUAAUUUUACGAAUCCGGAUUUUAUGAAUGGUGAACGUUUCUUCCAAAUUGCCAACGAUGCAAUGUAUAGUGUUCAACUGGGUUUAUAUGUUAUUGGUUAUCGCGAAGGCAAGGACGAAUCGAUUCGGAAGUUCCGACCAGAAUAUAGGACGAUUUGUCGGUUGGCAACAUUCACAAAUCGUAAUAAUUACCAGUAUCGAUUCAAACCUCAAGAAGAGCGAAUUAAUAUUUAUCAGGUAGAACAGUGGUAUUUGAAUGAAUGGGAACGAAUGAAUGAGUUGUACAGUUAUCGAUUUGGUUACUUAAAACUCUCACCGAUCAGGCCAAAUGAUUUAACUGGAAUGAAUCUCUUGCCGGGUUUGACAUCCUCUCCGAUAUCAAUACAUUGGUUGUGGCAGCCACUCGAACUAGGCACUGUUGUGACGGGACCGGUCAAUGUUCAACAGCAACAGUCAAGAGUUGCUUAUGUUGAGGAAAAAGCAACUCAAAUGUGUCAAGAUUGGUAUGCUGAAGAUGGUGCACAGUACAAUUUCAUUCGAUAUACCGAAACGAAUGCAUCAUGUCCAUGUAUCGAAAGUCAAGCUCGCAUCGAUUUGGGUCGUUUCAUGCCGCAUCCACGCUGCUCACAGGCAUGUUCUAGUUACUGUUAUCAAUCCGUAUUUUGCUUCAAUUACCUCCGUUCAGCUGGUCCUCCAGUCAAACAACUUUUAAGUUCUGGAUUCAUUUAA